GAUGGAGUGAGCAGAGCGAACGGUACGCGCCUCGCACUCCCGAUUCAUUAAUCUGCACAUUUAGCGUUAAACCAAUACCGGGCCUCGAUGUGGCAUGCGAGAUGCUCGGCAGUAAACGGUAACCCGCGAAUCAAUCAAUCGUCAAUUCGAAAAGUAUCAAGAAUAGAGUACGCUAAAUCUCAAACGGCUUGAAAGCUCGAAAGAACAAAAGAACCGUUUCAAAUAUAUCGUAAUCUACCUCGUCGCAAGAUUUGAAUGCAGAUAUUUCGUUUCGGAGUGACGCGCGCGGAAACGCGCAUCCGCAUCGAUCGGAUCGUCUCACUGCGACAGAAUCCCUUCUUUCUCCGCUGCUUUCUCUCGAGACCGAUCGGCAGAAAAUAGCAUGUAGCGUUGCCACAACGCAAACACCGCAAAACUUCAUCUUCAGAUUUGAUUCUCGCGACGAAAUCAGUUCACUCGCAAGAAAAAAGAAUUCGAAACGAUUAUAUUAGGUUAUAUAGGUAUACAUAAUAAAGUUUUAGUCUUUUUUUCCCAGUGCUCUGGUAUUAUCAUUUAAACUUGAAAUAAAUUCUCACUUUUUUUUACGUUUUUGAAGAGUUGCCAUCCAAGUUUAUAAAACGUCAUGUGUCACGAUAAGUUAAACAUAACUUUGAAAAACGAUAGUGACUGUGUGAUAUAUCAUGCAAAAAAUUUUGCAAAAAAUGAGUAAAUCUUUCAUAUCUAAUACAUGCUAUCUUUAUUCUUUAUAGAUGAAACGAAGAAGAGCUCGACCCAAUAUUGGACAUAAAAUCAUUUAAUCUUGUAAUUGCGUUGCGGCAGCAGUUUUGCGCUCGGUCAAUCUUUAGGACGCGUGCGUUUCCUCGGCAUUGCCUCGUGUAGAGGAACGAUAUAAAUAGCGUUAUCGUCAGCACUCACACCGCAGCCGAUAACAGCGGACGGUUUUGCCAUCCAUCGUUGGACGCGCGGUAACUUUUCGCAGGACGACCGUCGACAAGAGUUGAUUAUUUUUAGCGUCGCGUUCAUUAAGAAUAAUCUAGUCGCGAAUAAAAAGACGCAAGUGCAACAGAGAGAGAGAGAAACUUUUCUUUUUUCGAACUCGAUAAGUCGAUCAACCGAUCCGUUUUUAUCCAUUUGUGCCGUUAUUCCAGGAUAAUUCGGAAUAUGUUAUUCCGCAAAUUUUCUAUAAAGGACAAAAUUUCGAGAUUUGUCGAAAACGAUCAUUUAUUAUUCAGUCUGAUGUAAAUGUGUAAUAUAAUUAUCAAGUUUUAUGAGUAAUGAUUUGAUGAUUUCUUCUUAUUCAGUUCAGAUCAGUAACCACAGACGAAUAUCAGAAACGUCAUGAGAAUAACUUGAUCUAAGCUGAAUCUGAAGGUGCAUUCCCGAGAAAAGAGAAUUCCGAUAAUCGCCGUCUAUGUGGAAAUAAUUAAUCGCGUCUGUAAAAUCGUGCGGAUCGUGCGAUCGCGUCGCGAACGCGAAUAACCGAGAUUAUACGAUGGGGAGAGAGGAACGCCGCAAAAUAUCGUCUUUGGUAGCGCGGUGUCGAUCGAUACUAUCCUAUCUAUUAUUAGACGAGUAACGGCACACGGAUCGUUAUUAUUAUUAUGCGAAAUGUAUUUGUAGCCAGCUCACCAACGACAACGACGAAGCCAGUUCUAUUCCAGCCGCGAAAAUUAUGGCUUGUUAAGCCAGCUUGAAAAUACAGGUAGAAAGUAGCUCCUCCGGGACAAGAUAAAUAUUGUAAAAGGAUAGAUACAGAGAAAAGAACGCAAAAACUCAAUCGGCGAGCAAGGUGUCGUGACAGAAAAAUUCAAAAAUUCCGCUAAACCUCGCAAAAUCACUCGACCAUGUCGUCUCGAUAAUGAACCAUGCUCAAUUUCGAGACGUGGCAAGAUAAUUUCACUCCUUGUUCGAUCCCCCCUUUCCCUCUCUCUCUCUCCUCUCUCUUUGUGAUGUAGUCGACGCGCGAUUCCUGCAUUAAAUCAAUUAAUCGACAGAUUCCACACGUUUUCCUCCGUUUCUUCAUUUCCAACGAUUCCUUUCCAUAUUUACUCGUAAACGUGCGCGCGCGAAAAUGUCCCGCAAGGAAAUAAAUUGAGAACGCGACCAUAUGUAAAUUAUUCAACAGUAUAUUGACCGCCGCGUCGUGCAGACUACGACGCCAUAUUUUCUACUUAUACCCCGGAGGUAAAUAAUGCAAAUGUCAGGAUGGUCUCCAAACUUUCUUUCUUAUCUCGUUGGUGUAUUUAAAUCUUAAAAAUAAACGAUCUCGUCCCCGAAUGGUCGCAGCAAAGAUUCGGCCUGCAUCGAAAUUCUUAAUCAACCAUAAUCUUCAUCGGGCGGCUGUUGAAAAGGAAUGAGCUCAUUAAUUAUGCACGAGACAACCUAAUUCCAGAGCGUCACUAUUCCUCGUCGUCGAGUGACCGCACAAUGACGAAGUGGGGGAUGGAGAUCGAAUCAAACGGAAUCUUUGUAAUCAAUUUAAUUAAUCUCUCUCUUAAACGCCAUUUCGGUGUACCGAAUAUAAAAGUUGCAACGACAAACAUGGAUACGUGACGAAUUGUGUCAAUUAACAUGGUUUGCGAAUAUAACGUUUUAUUCUUUUCUUUCUCGUUUUUUUUCUAGUUUUAUCAUUUCCAGAAAAAUACAGUAAAAGAGAAUCAACGCCAUGUUACGCUAUUGACUAUGCAAAGAAAUAUCGAAGUACCAAAAAGUACGUUUAUAUGCAAGAGACGUUUUGCAAUGUCUCGUUCGGAAAAGUUGAUCUCUGCGAAUGUUUCGCGAUUGGCAGGUGUAUGCAAAACUUUUAAUCUUUUUUUCUACGCUUUGCUAUUAUUAUUUAAACUUGAAAUAAAAAUGUGUAAAACGUCACGUGUCAUGAUUUAACGAUAAACAUAACUUUGAAAAGAAAUAAUGAACGCGAUGCACAUGUUAUAUACCUAAAGCGAAAACAUGGAACAAGUGACUAAAAAACUUUUGCAUACACCUCUAAUAAAUUCAGUCCGAGAACAUCAAGAACGUUUAAUAUGGGACAGACAAUCAUAAAACGCGCGGCGAGUCGAAAAGAUGCGCCUUUGGAUCGCCAUUACAUGGUCGUUUGCACGUAUACUUGCGGGUGUAACGCGCAACGUAACCAGCGCCAAUAUGAGCGCAUGCAUAAUGCCAAGCAUAACCGAGUAGUUUAUUUAUAACGCGGCGCGGAAAUACACCCGGCUUGUGCCUUUAUUGUAAAACGUCGUUGUGUAACGACGUUGUGUAACGUAAUUGCACACGAUAAGUACGACGCAUGCACUUGCUUUGCUCCUCCCGUCCUCCGAGCUUCCCAAUGCUCGAGGAUCGUCGCGAUGUCUGGCAAAGUCUAGCAACGUCGGAAUUAGCGAAAGCAACAGGAAACGUCAAUUUUCGAUGUGUAAAGCGUCCAAGACGUCUCGUCUCCGUCUUCUUCUUGAAAUUGUGACGUGAGUCGUCUUUACGCGACCGAUGAGCACUAACUGAUUUAUGAUAAGUACGACGUGACAUUCCAAUUAAUUUCAUCGGAUUCAGUUGGCUCCCGACUUUCAUCGUAGUUGUAAAAUGAACGACGCGAGAUAUUCGCCCGACACAUUCGAUAAGAUACACAGUGAACAUAAUGGAAUGCAAAUGCAAAAUUGAUCCACUCGAUGCUGCGAGUACAUCUUGUUUAAAAGAUCACCCGAAUUUUUGCACAAAGCGGUGCGCGUGUGCGGAUUCAAUUUCCUUUUACUCAUACAAGAAGCCCCUCGAGCAGCCAAGUCGAGUAUUUACGAUACUGGGACGCGAAUGCCUUUAAUUAUAGAUCGUCGUCGAACGUUCUUUCCUUCUCCUCCUCCUCCUCCUGUCUCUCCCGAUACCCUGCACUCGAUCGUAUAGCGUGCAGUAUAGUGGGUGCAGUCCGGCACGCCAUAAAUUCAUGGCGACAAUCCUCUCUCUCUGUUGCUUUGGAUGACAGUACGCGACACCCUAUGUAUACUCGCGAGAUGCGUGAUUCACCGUAUCAUCGAUUGUUUUGUUAUUCCCGUCCCGCACUCGAUAAUCGACAUCGGCAAAAAAUGGCUACGUUUUUGAUAAGGAACUGUUUCUUGUUACGAUCGAGACGCAGCUUUCAUCGACAGCGAUUCGACAGAGUUUGCACGUGGAAGCGCGAAAAGAGGAUUCUGAAAAACUGUCUAAACGUGCUGCUGGCGGGCACAGGUGCCACCUGCGGAACGCUUUUGUAUCUCCUGAACCGAUCAGUCGAGGCCAUUGGCCCCGAUGUACAUCUGCCCAGUUAUCCCUGGGAAUUCGAAGGGUUUCUGACGUCCCUGGACCACUCGGCCGUGCGACGGGGCUGGCAAGUCUACAGAGCCGUGUGUUACACGUGUCACAGCCUGCGCUACAUGCGAUUCAUGGAUCUGAUCGACGUGUCGCACACGGAGGACGAGGUCAAGGCCAUUGCCGCUGAGUACGAGAUUCAAGAUGGACCGGACGAGGAAGGAAAUUACUACACGAGACCCGGAAGACCGUCCGAUUUAUUGCCACCACCUUACCCGAACGAGGAAGCGGCCAGAGCAGUAAACUUUGGCGCAUACCCACCGGAUCUCACCUAUAUCGUUUUUGCCAAGAGAAACGGUAGAAAUUACGUAUUUUCCUUGCUGACAGGGUGGACAAAGCCGCCAGCGGGGAUAUCUUUAACCGACCAGCAACAUUUCAAUGUCUACUUUCCGGGAAACGUAAUCGGGAUGCCACAGAUGUUAAUCGACGGAGCAGUGGAGUACAAUGACGGAACCCCGUCGACAACGUCGCAAAUGGCAAAGGACAUGGUGGAAUUUUUAAGUUGGACAUCCUCGCAGAAUUUCGAUCAACGGAAACAAAUGUUCAUCAAGGCGAUGGGAAUCUGCAUUGUACUGCUAAUAUCAGUCCUUUACUCCAUGAGGUACAAUUGGUCGCAUCUGCGAAGCAGACAAAUCGCAUACAUCCCUAAGGAAAAAUGUCGAGAAACGCCUGCGCGGUAGAUUUUUAAUAAAGAUGGUGCAAGGAAACGAGUGGUCCAGCGUGCAACGGCAUGGUUCAUCUGCUCGCGGAUAAUGCCCGCGAUCGUAUAACCGAUCAAACCUGUGUAUAGCCAAUCGUAAAAAUAAGAAGUAAAAAUAGGAAAAGACUCGUGUGAGUACAAGCCGCGCUUGCAAGCAACAAACGUCAACAUCUCUUAGACGAGACGAGUCGUUAACUCUGACCAGUAGUCGGUUAGCAAGUCCGCAUUUAUUUCGCGACACCUCACUGGAGCUAUCUUUAGGCCAGCGCGCGACGUUUGCUCGUUCUUUUUUUCUCUCCCUCUCUUUCUCGUCAACCGCCUCUCGAUCCGAUGAUCGACGACGGCGAAAUAGAACGUCGAAAAUAAUGUCGGCCAUUUCGACGGAGGCUAUAUAUAGGGGAUGAUGCGUCAGUGCAGCAACAAGUGAGGCCUGCGAGCGAAAAGGGGAACCGGGGACGGACGUUGGCAAGACAAAUCGAAAAUAUACGAAACGAUGAAUGAAACCUCCGCAUUGACGUCGCCAAGACGUGCCAGGCGAUGUCGAGAUUAUCCAACUCUGGGCGAGGCUGUCUCUGGAUGCACCGUUCGGAGGCGGGACGGAAGCGCGAGAUAUCUCGAAAUAUCGUCGAUCGCUUUGGGACCUGCUCGGAAUAUACCGGAGGAAGGAUCGACGCGGUAUGACGUCGACGCGUCGUUGGACACGGAAAACGAAACGCCAGAGAAAACUGGCGUAAUCUCAGCAAGAAUAACUUGUCGCGCGACGUAGAUGCGUUAACGUAGAAAACAUUUAUUGUUAUUGCAUAGAAAGUAGAAACACGCUGGAGAGUAAGCGUUUGAUUGAUCCAUCCAGCCAAACUCUCCGUGCCACCGAGCGAGAUUUAACAUAAAACUUUUUUUUAUAUACAAUGGUUUUUUGUACAUACAAUGCAAACGAUACGUUUCUGUCAUGGAUUGAUCGCGAUACACGUAUGGACGGACAGUGGGGAUAAUUUGGCACAAGCGGGUGAUUUAGUACGUGGCAUUUAUUUCGAGAAAUGAGACAUCUUUUUUCAAGUAAAAGCAAACACUGCGAGCGUCCAGAAAUUAAGUAUACGUAUCGACAUACGUAAAAAUGUUGGCAAAAAUGAUACGUCACGUGUAACUUUUAGGUGUUGUUGCGGUAAAACUUGUGUAUUUAAUUGCAUAAAUGUCGUGCAUUAAAUGUUUUACGUAUUAAUGUUUAGUGCACAUUAUAUACUAGAUUGCAUCAUCUUUUCUCCGCAUUAUGUACGAGUGAACAAGCGCACGAAUUACGUUGAAAUGGACGAGUGCAUACGAGUGCUUUUAGAUGAAAUUUUUGCAUCGACAUCAUAGAAACGCGUUCGCCGAACAUCGUUACCUAAAGAGACGCUUAUUUUGUGAAACUGCGCGGCACUUUGCGCGCUGCCAGACGCCCCCAACAAACUUCGAACCCGGAGAGACUUACGUCGAGCUCUCAGAAUAGUGAAUCCCGGUCGAAAAUAGCCUCGCACUUUCGGUAAUAUGGCCAUAUGGUCGCGACCGCGAUGAAAAUACGCUCGCGAAAUGUCGAGUGCCUAUACGCCACGCAUUUUAGCGUUACGAGCGGCCACUCGAUUCGAAGCAAAGUCCCCAAUGAAAAUAGUCGCUGGUGAAAAUAGAACGCGCGUAAAACUGAACGAAAAGUCGAGUAUUCGUAUCGAGUAUUUACUUGAGCUGGUGUUACGCUCGCGUAUUAUAAAACCAACGAAUUAUAAACCAUGCUUGGAAAAUGCUUGACACGCCUCGACUCCGCUUCCGAUAACGGAUAAAGCGUCGUCGUUAUCUGCAUAUUUAAUAUUUAUCAAUGUUUACAUCGGUUCGAGGGAGAUGUACAACAGUGCGGUCUGUUUCGAUGACUUGGCACAGCACCUUCGAUUAAUAAUAGUCGUAAACGUCUCCCGCGGCCGGAUAAACAAUAUACCUAUUUCUGUCAGCCGACAGCUCGAUCUGUGAGAGACCGUUCUCCCACACGAGAUACAUCUUCUCUCAUCUGGUUCAAAUUCGACGUUGCAAUAUUAGAAAAAGAAAAUUUCCGACUUGAUACCUGGAUGUGUCGUGGUUAAUUUCUCUUUCCAAGCAGCUACCUUAACCAUGUCCACGGAUCCAGGAGCCAGGACGUUCUCUCUUCAUUCAUGUGAAGAUAAGCCAGAAGAACUCUCGGACGGCCUUCCUCUAAUUUCGGAGAAAGAGAUGUACGAACGACACGCGAGAAGCGGAGGAACGGGCAACGGGGAAGAGCGUGAGCUGGCUUCGAGGAACACCAGUUUCUUACUCAACCAGUUCGGCUGCCAGUAUUUCAUUCAUAUUAUUAUCCUGGCUCGCUGAGACUUGCCUCGAGUUAUUUCGGUUUGUCCGUCGCGUCGGCCGCUUUAAAAAUGCAUAUUGUCGAUGAGCGCGAGCUAUCAUCCGCGAAUCGCCACGAUAUACGAAAUGAGUCACGUAUAAUUGGCUUACCUCGAUUUACUCGUCCAUUUCAGGAAUUGAAGGUGGAACGAUGAAGAACUUGCAAAAAGUUCCUAUAAAUAAUCUCACGCUCUCUCGUUGCCAAUACAAAUUGUUCGAAACAAACUUUAACAGAGUUAAUUUAACAAAUUGACGGAAAUAGGCCGAUGCCAUUAAUUAACGUGAUUAUCUAUUUGACGAAUGAAGCUCUCGGUGACUGGAAACUUAAUGUUUCUUGAGCGAUGCAACGACGCGAUUCAAUUGGAAUGAUCGAACGCGUGACAUAUCGCGUGACAUAUCGCGUGACAUAUCGCGAUUGUCCGCGAAGUAAGAAAAGAGCGUUGUCUGCCAAGAUCAACGUGAGGUGAGAUGCUCUUCACCAAAGUCAAGUUCGGCUAUCCUUUCAGGUUUCAGAGUAACGAGUGAGUUUUCUCUCGUCAAGGAGUCUCACCACUCAACGUUCGCGUACGUUUGUCACGAUGCUUAACAUUCGUCGUCACUUGAAUGUGCAAGAUACCAAUUUGCUGCAUCUGCUCGCGCGUGAAUGACAGAUAUUAUAGAAUAAUAGAACACAUCUCCAACGUUCUUGAUCGUUGGAAUUGAUGCGACCAUGCGGUAUCGGUAUAGUGGUCGCGAAAUAUGUAACGCGCAAUACGGCGUCAACUAAAAAUAGCAACGGCACUCGAUAUGUGCAAACUCACCUCGUCUCCGUUGCGCUUCAUUAGCCCGAGACCGGCUGCGUUAUUUAAUGUGUCCGCGUGCAUUACGGGAGAAUGACGGUGGUACUGAUUUUCGCAAAUGACACCGUAUCACACAUCUCGCGGUACCUUCUCGACGUACAGAUGAUGUCUCUCUCGCGUUACGUUACGUUUCUUAGAUAUAUUAUUAUGUUACGUAUAUACAAAAGUUUUACUCUUUCUUGCACGUUUUCGCUUUAGGUGCGUAAUAUAUGCAUCACGUUUACUAUUGUGUUUUGAAUCAUUGACGCAUGAUCUUUUACAACGCUUGGAAAAAAAACGUAAAAAAGCGAAAAUUUAUUUCAAAUUUAAAUAAUGAUACGAGAGCGCUGGGAAAAAAAGACUAAGACUUUUGCAUACACCUAAUAUUACGACGCCUAUUCGACGUGCCUUUGGAAAAAGUUACUAAAUCGUAUCCUGGAAAAGUGAGUUUGAAAAAAGCAAACUCGAGGAAUACAUCGCGCUGGAAUUGUGCCAUGCAAACUGAGCGCGUGCGACUGACGGACUUGACCAAAAAUUUACAAGCGCGCGCGCAGACACAUAGAAAGAUGGAUAUAUUCCAAUGAUUGAGAUGCAUCGUCCAUCUUUGCGUUCAUCUCGAGGCACGGCGAUGUUACGCGCGUCGUUGCGUCCCAUUACGCCGUGCAUAGGUCAUCGCAGCGCGCGCGGCAAAAGUGCACGCUCUAUUAAUAUAGUGUGCCGAGCGGUACAAGUGCGACCGCGUGCGCGCAAAAUUCAACGCGCAACAAACGCGCUAUUUCGGGGACGUACCGGACAAUAAUACUCCGGAGCAGGCGUGCGUAGAUGGAUUAUAUUUGGGGAGCCUUGAUGCAUGUUCAUUUUCAGACUUGAAGCAGGAUCCGCAAGAAAUUGAGACUAUGAAGAAAUUGUUCAAGAGAUUGCCCUCGAGAGAGCGUUAUUCUUGUUCAAUUUCUCAUCAAGUUAAAACUUGUUUUUCACGUUUUAUUUAGAAAUCUCGUGCGCUUCCAUGGUAAUCCGACACUGCGGGUGUGUUAUCCGGAUACUGCGAAUCGCAUGUUUCGAACCGACCACCGAGAAUUUGUGCUAUGUAAGCGGCAUUCCGGAAUUCUUGGCACCACGGUAGUUAGGAACGCGUCUCCGCGAUAUUUCAUCAACCACAUCGACCACUCUUUUCUAUCCGUAGAUUGUCCCGAAUCGCAAAUUGUUUAUUUGUACACGAGAGACACGCGUGUUUUUGUGAGUUGCAUGACGAACCCAUCGGUUACGCACUCAUUAAACUGAGACACAGUCUUCGGAUGCAUCACAGCAAAUUGUUUUUAAACAGCAACGAAGGCUGUUCGUUUUCAAAAUAUUUUUGCGCGUGCGUGCAUUUCUCUGUCAAUAAAAUCGAAAGACUAUGGUAUAC
Ooceraea biroi (clonal raider ant) is the source of this 9631-nucleotide messenger RNA. Its product is annotated as cytochrome c1-2, heme protein, mitochondrial. The record is from RefSeq and is a predicted model, not a curated record. NCBI's taxonomy places the organism in Eukaryota, Metazoa, Arthropoda, Insecta, Hymenoptera, Formicidae. Gene Ontology annotation, molecular function: heme binding; electron transfer activity. Gene Ontology annotation, biological process: mitochondrial electron transport, ubiquinol to cytochrome c. Gene Ontology annotation, cellular component: respiratory chain complex III.